Nycticebus coucang (slow loris) is the source of this 3890-nucleotide messenger RNA. Its product is annotated as interferon alpha-5-like. The coding region runs from base 3321 to 3890 and encodes 189 amino acids. The transcript has a single exon. NCBI's taxonomy places the organism in Eukaryota, Metazoa, Chordata, Mammalia, Primates, Lorisidae. Gene Ontology annotation, biological process: B cell differentiation; natural killer cell activation involved in immune response; B cell proliferation. Gene Ontology annotation, cellular component: extracellular region. The record is from RefSeq and is a predicted model, not a curated record. Gene Ontology annotation, molecular function: type I interferon receptor binding; cytokine activity.
UUCUUUGCCUUUGAUAUUGGGAAAGAGAAAUUCUCUGAUCCAGUUUCAUUCAUCCAUCGUAAGUAGGGAUUGUGGUAGACUAUUACAUUCAUUCAGUUUGGUUAUAUGUGCUUCUCCUACAAUUUAUGAUAAUGAAGAUGAGCUACAAAUUUAAUCAGGAAAAAUGCAAGGAAUUUUAUUUUAGAAAAGGAAGAACAAAAAUUCUUGGCAUGCCUCCACCUACUACAAAACAAAAUGUGUUUUUAAUUGCAAUAGUAAAAAUAAUGUGACCUAUUGGACAAUUAGGUAACCAGAUUAUUAAAAUAUAUAUAACCCCUAAAAUUAAUUUAUCCAUAGUAUUUAAAUUUAGGAAAAAGGAUAUAUAUGAGGUUAAUAUCAGAGAAAAACAUUUUAAAUGGAUUUUUGUAGCCUUCAUUAAUUGCCUCUCUAUAAACUCCCACUUCAACAGUAACAAACCUGGCUCCCACUAUCUGCCAUCUAUGCAGGUAAUAGUUCAAUUCCAGAAUACCUUUACAUUAGUGUUAGAAUUGCAAACUAGUACCACCAUGAGAAACAGCUGUAUCACAUAAAGCCCAGUAGUUAAAUACAAUUUCUUUUGCUUUUAAUCCUAACAGAUGCCGUUCAUCUCCAAAGUUACUUCUCUCGGUAUUUUUUCCUCCACUAACUUUAGUGAAUUUAUUUCACUAAAGCUAUAAUAGGUCGAAUCUUUUGUCACAUUCUGCAUUCUAUCCUGGGAUCUACUGAUCCUCCUAAUGAUUUUUUAGAUUUUUCUCACAUUAAAUCUGCUUGCAUCAAAAUUUGCACACUGAGAUAAAAUUAUUUGGGUUUUGAUAAAUGCGUAUUGGCAAUAUCAAUCAUUAAAGUAUCAUAAAAAAUGGUUCACCUUCAGCACCCCACUUUGAACUCCUGAAAACCAUAAUUUGUUUAAUAUCUCUGUUUUUGGCUUUUCCCAAAUGCCAUAUAAAUGGAAUCAUACACUAUGUGGAGUUUUUUUGCAUAAGUUUCUUUCACUUAACAACAUGAAUUUAAGAUGCAUCCAUUUUAUUGCCUGGCUUUAUAGCUUAUUCCUUUUUAUCACUGAAUAAUAUACAUUACAUGGAAGUAUCACUGUUUGGUUAUCCACUUACCUAUGGUAGGUCAUCUUGUUUCCUUCCAGUUUUUGAUGACUAUGCAUAAAUAUUGGCAUGCUGUUUUUUUCUUGGAUAUAAUUAUUCCAACCAGUUGAGUAAACACCUAGGAGUUUGAAUAUUGAACUGUACAAUUAGUCUAUGUUUAGCUUUGUAAUAAGCUAUCCAAGUGUCUUCCAAAGUGGCUGAACAUUUUUGCAUUCCCACCAUCAAUGGAUGAGAAUUUCUGUUGUGCUGAAUUCUCAUCACCACUACCAUUAGAAGGGUUCUUUUAAUUUGAGCCAUUUUAGUAUGUAUGUAGUAGCAUCUCAUUGUUGUUCUAAUCUGUAUUUCCCUAAUUACAGAUGAUGUGAGUCUUUUUGAAUGCUAAUUUGUAUUAAAGUAUCAAUUCUUAUUUGUAUAUCUUCUUUGGUUAGAUGUGUAUUAGGGUCCUUACUCAUUUUUAAUUGGAGUUUGUCUUUUUACUGUAGAGUUUUAUGCGUUCUCUGAAUAUUUUGGAUACAAGACCUUUUAUUGAUAUGUUUUUUGCAAAUAUAUUUUCUGAGUCUGUGGUUUGUCUUUGUAUUCCCUUAACAACACAUUUUAUUAUUUUUUUAUUAAAUCAUAGCUGUGCACAUUGAUAUAAUCAUGGAACAACACAUUUUAGAGUAGAGUAUCUUAAUUUUAAUAAUGUCUAAAUGAUCAGUUUUUUUCUUUCAUUGAUAGUAUUAUGCUUUUGGCAUUCUACAUAAAAAAUCAAAAAAAAUCAUGAAUAAUUUAUUCUAUGAUUUCUUCUACAGGAAUUUCCAGAUAAGUCUAUAAACUAUUUUGAGUUAAUUUUUGUGUAAAUUAAGAAGCUUAUAUCUAAGCUCAUUCUUUCUUACUAUAUUAAUAUACAAUUGUUCCAGCACCAUUUUUUAUUUUUAAAAGACUGUUUCUUCACUGAACUGCCUUUGCUCUUCUGUAAAAGUUGACUACAUUUGCAUGACCCUAUCUCUGAGUUCUUAAUUCCAUAUCACUUCAUCUAUGUCACACUCUGUUAAUUACCCCAUUUUUAAAAUGAAUUUUGAAAUAAGGUUGUGUUAGACCUUCAACUUUUUUCUUCUUUAGUAUCUGUUGGUUAUUCUAAGUCCUUGCUUUCCAUAUAAAUUUAAGAAUCAGUGUUAAUAUCUUAAAAAGGAAACAACAACAACAAAAACCUAACUGGCUGGGGUUCUGAUUAGGAUUGCUUUGAAUCUACAGAUUAAUCUAGAAGAAUUGGUAUGUUACCACGAUAUUACAAGCCUGUAAUCCUAGCACUUUGGGAGGCCGAGGUGGGAGGAUUGCUUGAGCUCAGGAGUUUGAGACCAGCCUGAGCAAGAGUGAUACUCCAUCUGUACAAAAAAUAGAAAAAUUAGCUGGGUAUGUUGGCUCAUGGCUAUGUUCCCAGCUACUCAGGAGCCUGAGGCAGGAGAACUGCUAGAGCCCAAGAGUUUGAGAUUCCAGUGACCUCUGAUGAUACCACUGCUUUCUGUGGUGAGAGACCCUAUCUUAAAACAAAACAAAAUAAAUUAUUGGGUCUUCAAAUCAUGAAUAAGGGAGUAUAAUGUGUCCUUUGAGAAUUAAAUGCAAAUAGUUUAUAUUUUACCAUUCAAUUUUACUAUAGUUUUUGAACACAUUAAUAAAUGUAUAGAGUGCUUAAAAGAAAUAUUGACAUUCUUUGGAUAUAUCUAGCAACUACUAAAGUCGAAAAUCAUUUUCUCAUACGAAGGAAAAUUAAAUAUUAAGUACUCUACAAAUCAAUGUGAAGAAACUAAUUUCACUUUUUUAAGUUAGAUGUUCAUGGAACUUUUAGCUUCAAAUUUUUACCAUUUUUGACCCUACAAUAAAUAAAAAGUAAACUUUACACUUUUUUGUUUUAUCUUCAGAGAUAUGAGUAGGGUAUAUGAGUAGACACACAGUAUACCUCCUAUUAAAGUGUAAUAGCGGUUUUAACUAAGAAAGUUUAUAGAAAGAUUCUAGGGGAAAGAAAAGGGAGACAGUAAGGAAAACAAAAAAGAUUAUGUGCCUCAAGGAAAGCAAAAACAGAAGUGGAAAUGUGGGACAUCCAGAAAAUGGAAACUACAAUGUUCCCUAUUUAAGGCCUAUGCAAAAGGCAACCUCUUCAGAGAACCUAGAGAUCAAGGCUCAGGGUCACUUGCCUCAGCCAGCCCAGCAGCAUCUUCAACAUCCACAAUGGCCUUGCCCUUUUCUGCACUGAUGACCCUGGUGGCACUCGGCAGCAUGUCCGUCUGCUCUCUGGGCUGUGAUAUGCCUCAGUCCCACAGCCUGGGCAACAGGAGGGCCUUGAUUCUCCUGUCACAAAUAAGGAGAAUCUCUCCUUUCUCCUGCCUGAAGGACAGACGUGACUUCGGAUUCCCCCAUGAGGAGUUUGACGGGAACCAGCUCCAGAAGGCUCAAGCCAUCUCUGCCCUCCAUGAGCUGACCCAGCAGACCUUCAACCUCUUCAGCACAAAUGACUCAUCUGAGGCUUGGAAUAAGACCCUCCUGGACCAGUUCUGCACUGGCCUCUAUCAGCAGCUGAAGGAGCUGGAAGCCUGUCUGACGCCAGAGGAGGGAGUGGAAGAGGCUACCCUGAUGACCGAAGACUCCAUGCUGGCCGUGAGGAGCUACUUCCGAAGAAUUGCUCUCUACCUGAAAGAGAAGAAAUAUAGCCCUUGUGCCUGGGAGGUCAUCAGAACAGAAACCAUGAGAAUCUUCUCUUCAUCAACAAGCUUGCAAGAAAGAAUAAGGAGAGAGGAGUGA